This is a messenger RNA of Mauremys reevesii (Reeves's turtle), 2843 nucleotides long. RefSeq names its product potassium channel tetramerization domain containing 17 (gene KCTD17). Gene Ontology annotation, biological process: protein homooligomerization; proteasome-mediated ubiquitin-dependent protein catabolic process. The coding region runs from base 57 to 1022 and encodes 321 amino acids. Gene Ontology annotation, cellular component: cytoplasm; Cul3-RING ubiquitin ligase complex. Gene Ontology annotation, molecular function: cullin family protein binding. Lineage: Eukaryota; Metazoa; Chordata; Testudines; Geoemydidae. The transcript is spliced from 6 exons. The record is from RefSeq and is a predicted model, not a curated record.
GCCCACACCUGCAGUGGCGUCUCCAGCUUGGGAGGGACGGAGAGGGAGAGGGAGAGAUGAGGAUGGAAGGAGGGGAGGAAACGCAGGCUCCAGAGAGGGUGUCUUUGAGCUGGGAGAGCCACCCGCCGCAGCCCGCAAACAGCAGCCGGGCUAAGUGGGUCCGGCUGAACGUCGGGGGCACGGUUUUCCUCACCACCAGGCAGACCUUGUGCCGGGAGCAGAAAUCGUUCCUCUGCCGCUUGUGCCAGGGGGAGGAGCUGCAGUCAGACCGGGAUGAGACUGGUGCAUACCUUAUAGACCGGGACCCCACAUAUUUUGGACCCAUCCUGAAUUUCCUCCGUCAUGGCAAGCUGGUACUGAAUAAAGACAUGGCUGAGGAGGGGGUUCUAGAAGAAGCUGAAUUUUAUAACAUCGGCCCUUUAAUCCGAAUAAUCAAGGACAGACUGGAGGAGAAGAACUACACCGUAACACAGGUGCCUCCGAAGCAUGUGUACCGGGUGCUGCAGUGCCAGGAAGAAGAGCUCACUCAGAUGGUUUCCACUAUGUCAGAUGGAUGGCGCUUUGAGCAGCUGGUGAAUAUCGGGUCAUCCUACAACUAUGGGAAUGAGGACCAGACAGAGUUUUUGUGCGUAGUCUCCAAAGAGCUGUACAACUCACCCAAUGGCCUGAGCUCUGAGCCUAGCCGCAAAGCCAAGCAAAUUAAUCUACUCAGGAUUCUGCCAAUUCUUUCUCCUGUCCAGAUUUCCUCUCCUGCUCCCUUCCCACCCAUGGGGUUCUUGUCACCUCUCUCCUACUUCCUCCCUUCCACACAGUCCUUUCCCCAAGAAUCCCUCCCUCUACUCCCCUCUUCCCUCACUCUCUCUCCUCGUGCACCUAGGUUCCUGCCUCCCCUCCCACCUUCCACUCCUGGGGUCCUGUGUGCUCCCUGCUCAGGAUCCUGUCUCCUCCUGCUCCUCACUCUUCCUCCUCUGCAGGUAUGGUACCUGUCUGCACUCUCAGACAUGACUCUGAGCUCUGCAUGAGUGACUCUCAUCUCCUCCCCUCUUAUGGAUCUGGUCCUGGUUUGUAGGUCUUUGGUGGGGGCAGGGAGUGGUUGAUUCUUUCCUUACUCUGUGCUUUUCUGAUUCUCUUUAUGUGUGUCUGAUUUUUUAAGCAGGCCUUACAGUUCUGGACUAGAGGCUCUGGUAGCAGAAGGAAGAGCAAAGCUGUGAGACAUUGAGAGGGAUGGGAACCAGGGCAAGGAAGAUAGAGGGGGAGCUGGGGAGAGUGUUGUAUUUCUGUCUGGCAUAUGUGCACACAGGACUUUUCCUCAGCAGCUUCUGUUUAAUCCUCCUCUUGAUAGCUGAAAGAAUAUUUUGCAUGAGGAUUUCCAUAUAUUUCCCUGCCUUUAAAAGAAGCCUUUGCCAGCUGGGUGUUUCCCAGCAGAUUCUGACAGGGUAAGCGUUCUGGGGGUGAAAAUAGAAACUAGGCAGCUCUGUGUGAAGUGCACCCUAAUUUUUGGCAGAGAGAGAGAGAGAACGUUGGCUCAUCGUCCUAGCUGUGGGGUGGAGGAGGUGAAGGGGGUGAGGAGGCCUGGAGGAAGGAGCCUUGCUUCUCUCUUUUUAGGGUGCUUACAGGAUUUGUGCCAAAUUGGAGGUUCCUGAACCCCCUCUUCCCACACCCCUAAGAUUAGGGGGAGUCAUUGGUUCUCUGGUAUUUGCCAGGUUCUCUCCAUCCCUCUGUUUAGGGGUCUCUCAGCCCUCAGCUGCGGGGCCUGAGUAUUAUACUGAGUCAGUAUCUUUUACUCACAUGGAUUUUCCUUCCUCUCUCUUUCUCUCCCUCCCUCCUUUUUCAUGUCUCUUUCUUUUCUGUUCUCUCAUCACUUUGCUUUUCCUCUUCCUCUCGAUUUGUGCUGCUCUCCCUUUCUCCUCCAUGCUUGAUUUCUCUCUGCCUUUGGUUUUGUUCUUUGUGUCUCUCUCGUUUUCUAGUUGUUACAAGCCAGAGGCCUCAGGAUGUGAUACCAACGAUCAACUCCAGCCUUUUAAUUUCCAUUUAAAAUCUUUAUUUUUGUACUGUAGUUUAUGGCAGCCCUCUGGGGGAAAGCGUCGCAGCGACUCCACUCCUCACCCUCAACUUGUUGCCUUUGUUUUUAAAGUUCUGUUUUGGAAUAUCGUUUCUGAAGCUCACACCCGCAUCCCCCCUGAGAAAGGCAGAUACCCCCGCCUGUGUGUCUGACUUGCUGCAGAGGAUGUAAUCCACACCCUGCAUUCUCCCCAGGCCCACAGAAUUCCCCUUCUUUAGGGUCACAGUCAGUGCUUAAUUUGUGCCAAGGCUAGGCUUGGCAGCUCAUAGGCCCGGCACCUCUGGACUUGCCGCAUCAGUUUUGAAAGUAAAUCAUUGCUUGAGCCCCGGCACCUCUUUCAUACAAAUUAAGCACUGGUCACAGUGACCCCUGCUGGAGAGGACAGAACUCAGCAGCUACACGCUUCCUUCCUACCCCCACCUGCUGACUAGAUUCAGGCCUGUGUGUUUGAUUUACUGUCAGAGCCACUGUUGGGGAGGGCAGUUGAGCUGUGCUUGUCACCAGGGGGCAAAUGAGGAAUCCCUGCCUCUUUCCAGAUAGCCUGUACUUAGCACAAGGAGAAAAGGGGCAGCACUGACCCUUUGCUGGGUAAUAUACACACAGAGGCCCUGCAGUGAGAGGUUUAAUUUCAAUGGGGGAGAAAGAGGCAGGAAUAUAGCAUGGCGUACCUGGCUUCUGAUGUAGCUUCUGACUGUUCUAGGAAGGAGAUGCCUGCCAGUGCUUCUAGGCAUGGGAUGUUUCCGCUGUGUUAUAACUCCUGAAUAAAUGUCACUGUCCAUUA